Molecule: messenger RNA, 1420 nt
Organism: Hyaloscypha bicolor E
Lineage: Eukaryota; Fungi; Ascomycota; Leotiomycetes; Helotiales; Hyaloscyphaceae
Exons: 2
Coding region: 84-1295 (403 amino acids)
Source: RefSeq, a predicted model, not a curated record
GUGUACGGCCGUGUUGCUUUCAGCCAAACAGUCAUCGUCAACUUCAAUUCAACUUCGCCUUUACCUUCACCUGCAAUUUCAGAAUGUCUUCCCGCCGCGGAAUGUCGCGAGGAUUCGGGAGCAGAGGCUCCCGGCGUCCUGACCUUACUCGGAACCUGACUUCGACUGUCCGAAGCCGAGCCGAAACUCCGCCGCCGCCGCCCCCGCCGUUCGGUCCCACGAUUGACAGCAUCAGCAGCAGGGCCGUGCUGGUGGAGGAAGAUGCUCCCACAAUUCAAGACGCGGAGUAUAUUGCCUCCUACAACUGGCUUCAAGGAAAAUCCCCCAUUAUUCUUGUGCCAGGUUCCCCACCGGCGUGGGCCCCGCCAGUAGAAGAUACGAAGCUGAAGCCAGACAGCGGAGAUGUAUUCCGAGAUGUCAACGCGGCUCGACACGCCUUGUAUCCUCUCGAGCCAGCUUUCCGCGCCUUGAAAGCCAUGGAACCACAAUUCCACCUGCAAUCUGUGGAUGUUGUUGGAUGCGGCAGCACGAUAGGGAAUCUGCUGAGAUUCGCUGGCUCUCAAUCCAAGCCCUUUCGAUUUGAUGUCGAUGUUGUCGGAGACACCGUGCUCUUCGUCCGCAGGGAAAACCCCCCGACGGAGUUGAUCACGGGCCUCCAAGGUUAUGGCCACACAUUCCCAGAGGCAUAUACAGCCUGGGACUCAGAUGUUCGGAAUUCGUGUUCUCACCAACGGCUUGUACUCUACGAUUUCGGUGGGUUGAAGUUCCUCGUCCGCUCGGAAACCGAUGGCUAUGUGAAAGAUCCCGGAUUGGACCUUUUGAAAAUGGCCCAGGCUACAGAGCCACAAAACCUGGAAGAUGCACUGGGAAGUGUUGCUCUGGGUCAAAGCGUUGUCGAUGCAGGCCAGAAGCUAGAAGUUAGAUUGCAGGGCAGGAAGAUCCCACAAAGUCUGAUCUUUGAUCUGAAAACACGAGCGAGCUACAGACAAUUUGACAUGGACGAAAUCCUUCCGAGACUUUGGGUCAAUCAAACUUCGAAGUUUCUCAUCGCUUAUCACAAAUAUGGAGUCUUCGAGAACCCCAAAGUUGAGGACGUCGGACGACAGGUUCUUGACUGGGAGAGUCGCAAUUCAGAUCUGUUAGCACGGCUCCACGCCAUCGUCAAGCGGAUUGUGGAUGUCGUUCGCGACUCUAAGGAUCAGCAAUGCGAAGUUAGCUGGGAUGGUGAAGGACUACUACGCAUCACAAAGCAGAUUGGAGAAGGAAGGAAAGCCCUUCCGUCUGAUGUUAUAUAGUCAUUCCAACUUUAGUGAUAGAAUGUUGAGGUUUUAUCUAUGUUGUUUCCCUUGAGUAAUCUAUAAUAGCGGGUGAUGAGAUUUGAAAAAUAAAUGUAGUAGUCUGAUAUAAUAGAACAUGGCAG